GUGGGCAUCAUCUGCGACGACGUCGUUGCCUGUGGCCCUCUCAUUGACAGUGUUUGUCUCGGGUGCAAAGUCAGCAGUAUGUUCGACGACACGGUCGUGCUAUGCUCACCUCCCGCCUUAUCGUCAAGCUCAUCAUGGGGCUCGUUUGUUGGUGAUAACGGUGAUGAUAAUGCGCCAUUGGACGAGGCUCAACUUCCAUGUACAGUGGUUGACUUGACCACUGUGGCAAAGAGGGCCGAUUUAUUGAUACUCGCUGUGUCAUCCCGUCUAUGUGAACAUGUGUUGGUGGCGUUGGUCGGCAAGAUCGAACAAGCUUCUGAGAAACCUCCAUCAUUAUGCCUGUAUCUCCGACCUGGCCAGUACAUUCCCAUUGAUGAAGAUGGCUUCGUAUCGCUCUCUGACAUGGCUAUGACAACCCUCAGGCCUAGUGGCCUCGUCAAUGCCUCUGUCAUGUUCAACCUUGGUACCAAAAAGCCCCGGUUUGUCAUUGGAUCUCACGACCCCUCACAAGGGGAGCUGUUAGCAGCAUUGGUCGAGUCUGCUGAUGCUGCAGUUGAUGCAUGGGUUAUCGAACAGCCUAAUGCUGUUGAGGCGAUAUUCUCCCUGGGUCCUCUUAUAAGAGCAGCGAUCGGCUCGGACAUGGGCGGCGACUCGGACGAGUCAGCCGUGAUACGCGAAGUACAGGCCUUAUUGGGUCGAUACAUGCGAUACAAUAAGGAGCCCUCAUGCUGUCGGCUCAUACCACAAAUUGUACACUAUUUGGCUGCAGAGCCUAUAGGACAAGGCAUUUAUGACUUAUCAGCGAUUUGUCUAAGUCGGGACUUCCUGAGAUUUGUACGAUGCAGGGAUCUCGCUGAUAAGGUGCCUCGGCUGAGUCGUGUUGCUGCCGAUAUGUUGGAUGAUAACUAUGAAGUAGCCCUUAAGGUUGGUCGUGGUGACCUGAGCCCUCCGGCUCAAGCUCGUUCUGGCGAUCUCAACGAGGCAGUUAGACGCCGAUUUGCUACCCCAGCUAUUUGA
Messenger RNA from Perkinsus marinus ATCC 50983, 1017 nucleotides. RefSeq lists its product as hypothetical. The transcript is spliced from 7 exons. The annotation marks the transcript as partial. The record is from RefSeq and is a predicted model, not a curated record. NCBI's taxonomy places the organism in Eukaryota, Perkinsozoa, Perkinsida, Perkinsidae.